Molecule: messenger RNA, 285 nt
Organism: Staurois parvus
Lineage: Eukaryota; Metazoa; Chordata; Amphibia; Anura; Ranidae
Source: the annotation of a GenBank genome assembly
AAUGCUCAGUUCCCCCCACCAAGCACGACAGGUGGUUUUAUUCUUGCUGUGGCCAGAAAGUACCAGCCGCAGCAUCAACAACGGGAGCAGCUGAGGGGUAAUCAGGGGCAGACUGACAACUCAUGGGGCCUCUGGGCAAUAGGGGAUCAUGGGGCCUUGCCCAAACUGUCAAAAAAACCUUUGAAAAAGGUACCAGGGGCAUCUCAUGGGGCCCCCUACUGACCCCAGGCCCUCGGGCAGUGCCCGAGUUUCCAAAUGGUCAGUCCACCCCGUGGGUAAUACAAA